Chaetomium strumarium is the source of this 1130-nucleotide messenger RNA. RefSeq names its product ribosomal protein S17-domain-containing protein. NCBI's taxonomy places the organism in Eukaryota, Fungi, Ascomycota, Sordariomycetes, Sordariales, Chaetomiaceae. The coding region runs from base 147 to 632 and encodes 161 amino acids. The record is from RefSeq and is a predicted model, not a curated record. Gene Ontology annotation, molecular function: structural constituent of ribosome. The transcript is spliced from 4 exons. Gene Ontology annotation, cellular component: ribosome; cytosolic small ribosomal subunit. Gene Ontology annotation, biological process: translation.
GGCGCAUGCACACUUUUCUCAUUGGAGCCACCAAAAAUCAACCUCUUACUGGCAAAAUUCCGGGGCUGCGAACUUGUUAACUUUCGACACCAACCCGUGUUCCCCUCGACAAAGCAGCACAUCUUGGCCCACGCCAGACCGACAAGAUGGCUACCGAACUGACCGUCCAGAGCGAGCGUGCUUUCCAGAAGCAGCCGCACAUCUUCCUCAACAGCAAGACCAAGGUCAAGUCCGCCCGGCCUGGCAAGGGUGGUCGGAGAUGGUACAAGGACGUUGGCCUGGGCUUCCGAACCCCCAAGACGGCCAUUGAGGGCCAGUACAUCGACAAGAAGUGCCCCUUCACGGGCAUGGUUUCGAUCCGCGGCCGUAUCCUGACUGGCACCGUCGUGUCAACGAAGAUGCACCGUACCAUUAUCAUCCGCCGCGAGUACCUCCACUAUAUCCCCAAGUACAACCGUUACGAGAAGCGCCACAAAAACCUCGCUGCGCACAUUUCCCCCGCUUUCCGUGUUGAGGAGGGUGACCAUGUCACCGUUGGCCAGUGCAGGCCUCUGAGCAAGACUGUGCGGUUCAACGUUCUCCGCGUGCUUCCCCGGACCGGCAAGGCGGUCAAGAAGUUCAGCAAGUUCUAAAGGGUCGGCGGGGUCUUUCCAUUGGGCAUUUCUGGCGUGGUUUGCUUUGAGGGACUUGAGCUUAUCAGAAACGGGACGGCCAGGCAGGGAAAAUGACUGCUCCGGGGGACAUGAUAUUUGUCAUAGAGGCAGUUCUUUCUGAAUGAAUUCCGCCAAGUGAACUUGACAAGGAUAAGGCUGGCUAUUGAUACCAAGGCCGGGCGAUGUAUCCUAGCACAGCUAUAUGGGAACUUCGCCAGUGACGGGCCGAGCGGAAACAGAAGGUCCGGAAUCAGCAACACCCAGUCAGCUCACUCCUGUUUCUUUUAUGACUGUUUUGUCAGUGAUCAGCCUCACCUUGUUCAGCUGGGAGACCGCGGCCAAACAAUCUGAAUCAAGCCAAGUUACCUACGUUACCGUUCGAUCACAACAGGCGGCUCAACCCUGCUUUCAUGUCUAACAUAAUGAUGUUUACCUUAUGUCUAUCAUGAUGAUGUUUACCUUGAUUGUCUUCAAUGC